AUGAGCGCUACAACAGCCGCUCCCGCCGAGGCCAAGUCUGAGCCUCAGAAGCUGACCGGCUUGAACCUCUACUCGCGUUUCGCUUUCGCCGGCGCCGUCUGCUGUUCCGUCACCCACGGUGGCCUCACCCCCGUCGAUGUCGUCAAGACCCGGAUCCAGCUCGACCCUGUCACCUACAACCGCGGCCUGAUCGGUGGCUUCCGCCAGGUCAUCCAGAACGAAGGCGCGGGCGCGCUUUUGACCGGCGCUGGCCCCACGUUCGCGGGUUACUUCCUGCAGGGUGCGCUGAAGUUCGGUGGUUACGAGUUUUUCAAGCAGCAGUCGAUCAACACGAUCGGCUACGAGAAUGCCAGCAACAACCGGAUCGCCGUCUACUGUGUUUCGUCCGCUUUUGCUGAGUUCUUCGCCGAUAUUGCCCUUUGCCCGCUCGAGGCCACCCGUAUCCGCUUGGUCUCGGAGCCUACCUUUGCCAGUGGCCUUGUCUCUGGCUUCGGCAAGAUCGCCCGCCAGGAGGGUCUCGCCGGUUUCUACUCCGGCUUUGGCCCCAUCCUGUUCAAGCAGGUCCCAUACACCAUGUCCAAGUUCGUCGUCUACGAGAAAGUCGCCGAGUUCGCCUACGCCAACUUCUUCGAGAAGGAGAAGACCAGCGACGGCAUGCAGACCGCCAUCAACCUUGGAUCUGGUCUGAUCGCCGGUUUCGCCGCCGCUAUUGUCUCGCAGCCCGCCGAUACCAUGCUCUCCAAGAUCAACAAGACCAAGGGUCUCCCCGGCGAGGGCACGACCAGCCGACUGAUCAAGAUCGCGAAGGAGCUUGGUCUCCGUGGCUCUUUCAGCGGUAUUGGCGCUCGUCUGGUCAUGGUUGGUGCUCUGACUGCUGGACAGUUCGCCAUCUACGGUGACCUCAAGAAGGCCAUGGGCGCUGUUGGAGGUGUCGAGAUUACGAAAUAG
Aspergillus bombycis is the source of this 948-nucleotide messenger RNA. RefSeq names its product phosphate carrier protein 2. The record is from RefSeq and is a predicted model, not a curated record. Gene Ontology annotation, cellular component: mitochondrial inner membrane. NCBI's taxonomy places the organism in Eukaryota, Fungi, Ascomycota, Eurotiomycetes, Eurotiales, Aspergillaceae. The coding region runs from base 1 to 948 and encodes 315 amino acids. Gene Ontology annotation, biological process: mitochondrial phosphate ion transmembrane transport. The transcript has 5 exons. Gene Ontology annotation, molecular function: phosphate transmembrane transporter activity.